CAAACCUCUACUUAUAAACUUCUUUCGCUUCUGCUACGCCGAAUUAGCCCAGUUUUUCGUAAAUUUAAUGGAAGCAAUAUGGUAAUCAGAAGGAAAGUUCAGCAACAGCUACAGGGAAUAUAUAAUUUUCCACAUGGAACAAGGAAAUGGUUCAAAUGGAAAUAUGGGCAAAUUCUCCUGACACUGAAAGCAAUCUUCUACAAUGAAUUCAUGAACUCAAGUUACGCAUCGGAGGUCCUGAUGGAGCCUAUGGUUUGGAUCGUGGAUCAUUUCUCCAAAGCACUGGGCCCGAUCUUGGUUGGAGGCGUGAUAACCCUAACAAGUUCGGUAGUGGCCAUCGUGUACAUCAUUGGGCUGCCAUACUAUUGGAACAAGUCGCCCGUGCUGACCAGCUUCCUGAUGGUGCUGGGCCACUGGCUGCUGAUCAAUGUGGCCUUCCACUUUUACAUGGCUGCGAGGACCGACCCAGGAACGCCUCCAAAGGGCAUCCUAAUCAGCGAGGCCGUUAGUGUGUGCAAGAAAUGCAUAGCCCCCAAACCUCCCCGGACUCACCACUGUUCCGUGUGCAACCGCUGCAUACUCAAGAUGGACCAUCACUGUCCCUGGCUCAACAACUGUGUGGGACACUACAAUCACCGCUACUUCUUCAUGUACAUGGUCUACAUGACUCUAGGAACCAUAUUCAUCAUGAGUCUGGGCUUCGAGAUCGCCUACAAGGAGAUCUGGCUUGGGGGGGAGAUGGGUGCGGGACUAAGCCAUGCGCUACAGUACAUGGAAGGGAAUUUCGACUCGCAUGAAGAGGAGGAAAAGCUGGAAGGAUACCCAGCUAAUGUCAAUGGCACGCACAUGAUUCCCAUAGUGGGAGGUACGACUGGUAUCCCAGUCCCCUUAGAGACUCCUGAGGAAGAGCAGAGCAAACAGAGAAAAAAUUAUUGGUAUCGCUUUGCCAUAAUGUAUACAGGAAUGUUAACCACAGGUGUGUUCUUCUCUCUUGGAGGCCUUGCGACGUGGCACGGCAGACUCAUAUCCAAUGGAGAAACCAGCAUUGAGGCGCACAUCAACCGGAAAGAGACAGAACGAUUGUCCAAGAUUAAUCAGGUUUACAAAAAUCCCUAUGAUUUUGGGACAACAGAAAAUUGGAAAAUAUUCCUUGGAAUGACACAUGGCAGAGGACUGCGUCAUGUGUUGCUGCCAUCUACGCACCUCGCCAACGGCACUGGACUCACGUGGCCUAACUCUAUAAUAGCAGCUGCUAGUCAUGACAAAGCAGCAUGACAAAAUGUGUGAGCUGGUCAGAACAUUUUAUAAAGGCUUUGUAUAAAGUG
Molecule: messenger RNA, 1325 nt
Organism: Penaeus vannamei (Pacific white shrimp)
Lineage: Eukaryota; Metazoa; Arthropoda; Malacostraca; Decapoda; Penaeidae
Product: palmitoyltransferase ZDHHC16
Biological process (GO): protein palmitoylation
Cellular component (GO): Golgi apparatus
Molecular function (GO): palmitoyltransferase activity
Source: RefSeq, a predicted model, not a curated record